Messenger RNA from Acaromyces ingoldii, 1756 nucleotides. RefSeq names its product cutinase-domain-containing protein. NCBI's taxonomy places the organism in Eukaryota, Fungi, Basidiomycota, Exobasidiomycetes, Exobasidiales, Cryptobasidiaceae. The transcript is spliced from 7 exons. Gene Ontology annotation, molecular function: hydrolase activity. The record is from RefSeq and is a predicted model, not a curated record. The coding region runs from base 1 to 1647 and encodes 548 amino acids.
AUGCUCUUUGGCGCUCUCGCCUUGCUCGCCAUCAGCCCCGCCCAGGCAAGCCCGCUCGGAGGUGGAUUCGGUGGCUUCCCUACGCGCAGCGGAGGCGGCUUCGGCGGCUUCCCCACGGGCGGAGGUGGCUUCGGUGGUUUCCCGGGCCUGCCCACGUCAACCAGCAGCGCCGCCCCUGCUCCCACUGGCGGGUCCGGCUCAGGCGCCGCGUGCUCGUCGUACACCAUCAUCGAAGCACGGGGAACUGGCGAGCCACAGGGUCCGUCGAUGGGCUUCCGAACCAUGAACCAGCAGAUUCUCAGCAGGGUUUCUGGCGGCAAGGAGUACGACGUCGUCUACCCUGCUGGCAUCGACCAGCAGUCGAGCCAGGGCACGACGGAUAUUGUGAACCACGUCAACGCAAACACGGGCUCCUGCUACAUUCUCCAAGGCUACAGCCAGGGCGCCGCUGCGACCGUCAAUGCCAUGUCCAAGCUCACGGGCGCAUCCUUUGACGCUGUCAAGGGUGUCGUGCUUGUGGGCGACCCGCUGAAGAAGGCGGGCCUGGCCUGCAACGUCGACCCCAACGGCGGCGCAUCGACACGCAACACCAACGGCAUCGAGGGCGGGUUCGGCUCGAGCGGCAUCCCUCAGAACUGGGUCAGCAAGGUUCUCGACAUCUGCAUCUCGGGCGAUGGUGUCUGCGACGGUGGCGGAGGUAUCACUCCUCCUCACCUCACCUAUGGAUCCAACUCCGGUGUCCAGACCGAGGGCGCCAACUUUGCCGUGGCCAUGCUCCAGGGCCAGCCCUACACUCACCAAAGAUGCCGUCUGUCACGGUUGACUACAGCCACAAACCUGUGCUUGUCAUCAGCCUAUCUCGGCCACAAGUACGAAACGCAGUGGACGGUCCAACAGCUGGCCUGCUACACAGCGCCUUCGUCGCAUUUGCCAGAGAUGAGCAGCUUCUUGCCCAUCUGCCAGUUCAAAGUGGCCAUCCUCAGGGGAGAUGGUGGCCACUUCUGUGCUGGAGCCGACCUGCAGGCCGUCUUUGCGGACAAAACCGGGGCUCAGUCAUCUGGUCGAUCAAACAAUCUGAACCCCGAUAUGGAUGCUCCGGGGCCCAUGGGCCCCACACGACUAGUCUUAAACAAGCCGGUCAUUGCAUGCAUCGACGGGUAUGCAGUAGCCGGGGGCUUGGAGCUGGCGUGCUGGUGCGACCUUCGCGUGGCCAGUCGGAGCGCAAAGCUGGGUGUGCUUUGUCGCCUCAGGGGUGUCCCUCUGAUCGACGGGGGCACCGUGCGACUACCCAAGCUCAUCGGCCUUUCCAGGGCCCAGGAUCUUAUUUUGACGGGCCGGGUCAUCUCAGCAGAGGAAGCUGAACGCUUCGGCCUUGUCAAUACGCUUGUGCCCUCGUCGGACCCAGCCGAGGUGCUCGCCGCCUCGCUUGAGCUGGCCCGACUCCUCUGUUCGCACCCGCAGGAGUGCAUGCGAGGCGAUCGAUUGAGUGUGCUCUCGCAGGCUGCAGCGAGCGAAGGGCAUGCCAAUGUCUCGGGCGCAGAGAGGGAGGCAAUGCAGCUCGAAUUUGAACAUGGGACUCGCAGCCUGCAGCACCUCGGCCCCGCACUGGAAGCGUUUAUCCAGAGGGACAAGAGCGCAAAGCUUUGAGUGGCUGGUUUUGUACAGUACCACAAGGCUCUGGCCGAGCUAUCAGAUUAUUGCUUUCUCCAUGUAAUAUAAACGACUCGAGCCUUGAGUCUAAAUUUCGUGCUUUCAC